This is a messenger RNA of Pseudo-nitzschia multistriata, 1360 nucleotides long. The record is from the annotation of a GenBank genome assembly. NCBI's taxonomy places the organism in Eukaryota, Bacillariophyta, Bacillariophyceae, Bacillariales, Bacillariaceae.
AAAAAGAUGACAGACGCGUUGAAUCCAACAACCGGCUUCGCCGAAGAACACAAGGAGCAAAAAUCCGACUCGGACUCGGUAUCGUCUGACGUUCUGUCGUCGCCCUCGUCCUUUUUCCUCGACGAUUUCGAUUGCAUCGAAGCAGAAAUCAGCGACGAAGAAUGUGAUUCCGGUCUGAUUCGGAACGGUGUGAGCGGCGAUCACCACUCGCCGGAUGCCCUCUUGGCCUACGAACUCAAUCAGUUGUCGCUCGAGGAACGGGGGCUGCUCGACAACGACAUACACGGCAUCCAMCCCCGGCCCCUGGAGGAGACGCCCGAUUUUCUGCGCGAGAAAAUCGAUCAGCUGUCGGUCAAACUGGACUCGAUGCCAGAACGAGACAAGUCGGCCUACAAGGUGAGCCARGCCUUUCCCAAAACAUAYGUCAACACCAAGGAAUUUCGCUUGAUGUUUCUCCGGUGCGAGCAAUUCGAUGUCCAGAAGGCGGCCACCCGGCUUCUCCUCUUYUUGGACAMGAUACGGGAGUCUUUCGGCGACGUGGUUUUGGAACGCCGGAUUCGUUUCUCGGACCUCGAUGAGCCAGCGGCGGAAACAGUAAGCAAGGGAAUGCUCCAAAUGUUGCCGGGCAGGGACCGUUCUGGUCGAAGGGUCGCAGGAAAUUUCCCGUUCGUCAUUCAAGGAUGCGGCAUUCCAGCAUCAUCUAGAGUAAGUAGUACAGAAUGCUCACCAGGGGRAAACAAUACGACAGAUCGCAUUCACUAAACCAACGUUUUCUUUGGAUUUUUGAUCCAUGGUUGUCUCUAUCAGAUUCAAGCGGCACUAUAUAUAAUCACUUCGAUURCAAGAGAAAACGUCGACGUSCAGAGAGACGGUAUCGUGGGAUUAUUCUGGGUUCUUGAUUACAAYAUUGUAAUCAGGGACUUCAAUGAUAUCAUCGAUGAUUUCAAGACGCGAUCUUUGGUGCACGGCACUCUAAUAAAUUGCAUUCCGGUGCGGUUCGUCUCGCUCCACAUGUGUCUUCCCAACACCUCAGAGAUGUUACAAGAGAGACUCUGUCAAAUAGCUAAAGCUAUGUAUAUUUAUGCUAUAGGUCCCGAGAAUCGAAAGCGCCUACGGGUUCACUUUGGUAAGAUCUCUUUUGUUCGCUUUCUUCCGCUUCUUUUUCGAACAGGCUGUUUUCCUGAUCGAUGAACUCACUCGACGUUAUAUUACUGACAGGUUCUCCUGUAGAGUGUUUGUAUGCACUCCAAACAUUUGGAAUUGCAUCUCAUGGGAUACCGAUCAACACCAACACGGGGAAAAUCAAACUCCACCAGCAUCAUCAAUGGUUGGAGGUACAGCGACAAAAAGACAAAGCCUA